AAAUCCCAAGUCUGAAAGAAUUCCGUUUUUCUUUUCUCUUUUUCCCCGGAUCAGAUCCCGACCCUCCUGAAUACCAUAUGAAAUCGACACCAGGUUUGUUUUUCUGUACUGAAAAUUUCUUUUCUUUCGUAAUUUUCAAAAUCUCAGUCCCAACAGCAAAGUUUUGGUUUUUGUUCACCUGAAAAAGAACCUCUCUUUCUCUCUCUCUACAUUUGAAGACCACAGAACUAGGGAAUUGCAUGAUUUUACCCAUUUGGGUAUGCUUGGUUUUUCCAAUUGCUGAUUAUCGCGCUUCUAUUCAUUUCUCUCUCUGAAUUUUCAUUUGGGUAUCUGCUUGAUUUCUCAUUCCUUCAUCAUCUGUCGAUUUCUCUAUAUUUCCACAUCUGUCUGUAUAGUCACAUCUGGGUGUGCUUGAUUUUCUACGUUCUCAUCAUAUAUGGUGAGUCUAAUGCUUCCAAAGCAGAAAAUUGCAUGAUUAUCUUGAUUUCCUCUCUGAAAUCCCAUCUGGGUAUUGUUGAUUUUUCCAAUCCUGUAUUAUUCCAUAAUUACGUUGAUUUUUCUCUCUAAAUUCCCAGCUGGGUACUCGUGAAUUCCUCGUUUUAUAUUAUAUAUAGUGAGAAAUUGAUGCCAGUAUGAACCAGUCAUUCGGGCAAGGUAGCCCGAAGUCCUUUCUAGCUUACCCAAGAGAUGAUGUUGAUUUAGAAUCAGGAAAUCUUAAAAAGCUGCGAAAACCCAGAAGUUCACGACACAACUUCAUUAGGAUGCUUAAAUCAAUAGGAAAUCGCCUUCACUACUAUUAUAAGCUCCACCCCUUCCUGGUUUUCUUUGUUUCUUUGUCGUUUGGUGUAACCAUUCUGAUAGUUCUUUCCAUAUAUGAAACCCACUUCCGAAUAAUGAAUUCCCAGAAAAAUAGCAAUCUGGUCUUGGGUUCUUACCCAUUCGCGAAACUGCGUAAUCUUGUAAUGGUUGCUGGGCAUUCUGUGUACACAAGUAGUCAUUGUGAGAAGGUCGAUCGGGAGGAUGCAUGGUUUUUGGAGUCGUAUCAGAGGCAUCCAGGGCAAGCUUCUACGUUCUUGAUGCAUAUUAAGGAGGGGGUUGAGAUUGCAGCGAAAGAUGAGGGAGCUUUGCUUUUGUUUAGUGGUGGAGAAACUCGGAAAGACGCUGGCCCUCGAAGUGAGGCGCAGAGUUAUUGGUCUGUCGCCGAGUCAAUGGGCUGGUUUGGCAAGCAAAAGGAAGUGAGAUGGAGAUCACUCACAGAAGAACAUGCAAGGGACAGCUUCGAGAACCUUCUCUUUAGCAUGUGUCGGUUUCGGGAACUUACUGGCACAUAUCCUCAUAACGUAACAGUUGUGAGUUACGACUUCAAGGAGGAGAGAUUCGCUCAUCUGCACCGUUCAGCUAUUGGGUUCCCAGAAGCAAGGUUCUUCUAUUUCGGGACGCCGGCUUCACUGACUUCUAAGGAGGCAGCGAUGAAAGGAGAAGCAUCCGUGAGGGCUCAGUUCCAUGGCGACCCAUAUGGGUGUUCGGGUUCUCUUCGUCAAAAGAAGCUGAUGCGUGACCCGUUCCACCGCUCAAUUCCUUAUCCUAAUGGGUGCCCUGAACUCGAGGGGUUGUUUCACUAUUGUGGUACAGUUCCUUAUCCAGGUACACUUCCUUGGACUUGGCAGUGACGCCAUUUCUUUCUUUCACCAGUCUGUUAGCUUGGGUCAUAUCUUUUGCCACGAAGUUGCGACCAUGACCCAUCAAGAAAAGAAAGAAACCCAUCGCAACCAUGAUGUCCUAAUGAUGCAGUGCCAGGCACGAACAGCUCAUCUCAAUCCAACGGUGGGCUUUUUUUCUCUCUCUUUUUUUUUUUUUUCUAUUUUAUAUUUUCUGCUUGUAUACAGGAGACAAUGAUUGUGAAGUUUUGGGGGCAGUUUCUAAGGCAUAUACAAUGUACAGGUAGGGCACCCGUACAAUAUUUGGUGAUUA
Molecule: messenger RNA, 1971 nt
Organism: Magnolia sinica
Lineage: Eukaryota; Viridiplantae; Streptophyta; Magnoliopsida; Magnoliales; Magnoliaceae
Exons: 3
Coding region: 633-1670 (345 amino acids)
Cellular component (GO): cytoplasm
Source: RefSeq, a predicted model, not a curated record